AUGAGAGCUCUAGUGACUCUUCAAUUCCUGCUGCACGUCGCUCACCCGCUUGUUGUAACGUCUGACCCACAAGCAGAAGUGAGCAAGGAGGCGGUGAGGGCAGUGCUGGGACCAACAGAGGAAGUGCAGUGCACCUUGCUGCUUCUUGCCCACAAACCCAUCUCGCAAACCAUUUAUGAGAUAUUCCUCCAGUUUGGGAUUCCUGUCGGCAUAUUCGAGGUGCGGGCGGCGGGUAAGGAAGGAGGCGGCGCGUGGCUCACUCCAGUGUCUGACGUGGUUGUCCGCGCUAGGCAUAUUCGCCGCUCGUCUUGGUGCGUGACGGUGGUGGUGAUGAGUGACGACCCAGACUUCCUCGCAGCCUUCGCCGAGUCCACGCUGAAACACCGCCUGCUGGGGUGGGCCACGAGGCUGCUUGUCCUCGCCCGCCUCCCGCUGCAUCAGGUGCACAGCCUCCUCUCCUCUCACUGGACAUUUUCCAUGAUGAACGCCAUGGUCCUCAACCAGCAACGAGACUCUUCCGGACACAGGUACCUGAUAGAAUACUUUUUCUUUCUUCUAAAACACCAAAACAAACCAGUGUUACUCGAGAAUUCAGUUUGUAUUCCCACCUGCCAUACGGUCCCCAGGGAGGCCAUGUGGUGCAGGCGGCUUCGUGGAGACAGCCUGCACGUCGCUCCCUACACAUUUCAUCUUCCUCACUCUUCCCAGAGAAAUUUUCGAAUCAGAGUGUUAAGUCGUGUGUUUUAUGACCUAAGUUUCUACGGUGCCACUGUGAAUGUUUCGGUGCUUCCCUACGCUCCUUAUUGGGAGGAGACUGUGAGCGAGGCGGAGGACGGGACCCUUGUCAAGACAUACUCGGGCACAGACUACGAGCUCCUCUACACCAUGUCCACGACUCUCAACUUCACAAUACAUGUCCUUCCUUCAAGCACCUGGGAGGAGGUGAGCUGUACAACCCCUAUCCACGUUGGACAACUGGUGGCGGAUCGCGUGUCCUUUAUGUCCCCGAUGCACCACGUUCCGGUGGCCCAGCGACUGAAGAUAUAUGACUUCUCGUAUGGUUAUGAAUAUGGGUCCUUUGCCUUCUCCGCCGCCACGCCUUCCCUCAGACCUCGCUGGCAGAGUCUGUACUACCCACUCUCAGACUUCGUGUGGCUGGCAGUCCUGGCGGUGGUGUGCUUCGUGCCACUGUCAUUCUAUGCAAUUAGGAAGAAAAAACUGUUCAUGUUUUCUUAUAUACAUCGCACGUCGCUGUUUCUCUUAAAGGUAAACCUGUUGGCAUCUCGGUUGGUAUUCGAGAACAAGAUCAGCUUCAGCGUGGCAAUCGAGAUGGUCAUUGCCACUCUCCUAUCCCAGAACUUAUCAAUGCAGCUCCCUAAAUCCCACGCUAACCGAGGUCUACUGAUCGCGUGGCUACUGUUCGCUUUCAUUGUUGGAACAGUGUACCGCAGCAAUCUGACGGCCGCCCUCACCCUGCCCAAGUACCCGCCUAGACCAGAGACUGUAGAGGAUAUGGUUGAAGCUUUUGACAGAAUAUCAAUGCCUUCAUACGGAGGAGUGUUCAUCGAAAAUUUCAAGAAGUCAUCUUACUCUGUGUUCCGAGAAAUGGGAGAAAAAAUGUUUAUUAUUAAGAGCGCAUUGGAGGCCAUGCAGCGAUCCAGAGACCUCAGAGAGUCACACGUUGGGUGGGAGAGUUACAUGGCCACUAUAAUAGCUCGGCACUUCAUUAUGGCAGACGGAAGUGCUCAAAUUUACCUGGGGCGUGAGAGUGUGUCACGCACUCUGACAGCCUGGCCUCUGCCGCACGACGCGCCCUUCAAGAGACAAGUGGACGUGAUCAUGGUGAAGGUGUUGGAGGCAGGACUGUAUGAAAAGUGGCGAUCUGACUUCCUGGAAGCAGUGAAGAAGGAGACUCGCAAGAAGCAGAAAACACUUGAAGAAGAGGCAGAAGGAAGCCCCGAUGACACUGGCGGCUUCGUGAACGCCCUUAACUUGGUGCAUAUGCAGGGCCCGCUGCUGCUGCUGCUGCUGGGCCUCACUGGAGCUGGUUUUGUGUUCACUGUGGAAUUGCCUUGUAAAAGCUAG
Portunus trituberculatus (swimming crab) is the source of this 2085-nucleotide messenger RNA. Its product is annotated as ionotropic receptor 93a-like. The record is from RefSeq and is a predicted model, not a curated record. Gene Ontology annotation, molecular function: ligand-gated monoatomic ion channel activity. The coding region runs from base 1 to 2085 and encodes 694 amino acids. The transcript is spliced from 12 exons. NCBI's taxonomy places the organism in Eukaryota, Metazoa, Arthropoda, Malacostraca, Decapoda, Portunidae. Gene Ontology annotation, cellular component: membrane.